AUGAGAAUCAUCACAACUUUUAGAGACACCCUGGCUGACUUCAUCCUAGAACAAUCCAUAUUAUCUCUACCGCGUGGCCCUGCGACAGAAGGCCGGAAUUCCCCAGUAUCUGAUCUGGGGAACAGUGGAAUUUUCCAACUCUGCGCCAAAGAAACGCCCCUAUUCGUGACACCUCCAGGCUUUCAUCCUAACUCUACUUUUUUUGGUAUGAAGAAAGAACUUGAAGUGCUGCACAGCCGGCUAUUCAAAGCCAAGGCGCGUCCGGAAAAGACAAUGGCCGUACUAAUCUCCGGCGUUCCAGGCUCUGGAAAGACACAUCUAGCGCGGCAGUACGUUUUUACUCAACGUGACUGCUACCCAGGUGGCAUAUUUUGGAUUGACGCCAAGUCCCGUGAAUCGACGUACAAGUGUUUUUGGGAGAUUGCACAAGCAGCCACGCUAAUUGAGCAGAAGGUGACCGUGAACCCCGAGUACCACGAGACUGAAAAGUACGUGAAUGCAGUCCGCCUCUGGCUGCAGACACGCAAAGAUUGGCUCCUCAUCUUCGACGGCGUCACCUUCGAGCGCGAUGACGAUAUCAGUAAGUUCAGAGAGGUUCUGCCCUGGAGCAAACAGUGCAGUAUCAUAUACACCUCGGUCGAUAAAACGCUGCGCAAAAAGCGACGACUGUACGAGCCAUAUUGCCUGAUGAUCUCACGGUUGCAAGUGGGUGACGCUUGCAAGCUUCUGUUCAAGGAUCUUGGAAUUACACGACCGACACCCGAGCAAAUGGCCAAGGCUACCCAGAUAGUUGAGAACUACGAAUGUCUACCUCUGGCAAUUCAUGCAAUUGGGCACCGUCUCAAUGCAACGGGUAAACCGAUUGAAAAGUAUCAUGUCAGAUCUCAGGUGACAGACAAGAAGCUUGCAGAACCUUUCUUGAGUAUCAUGAACGACUUGUUUCGGUUGCAGCAAAAGCAGGCGCUGCACUUGAUUAAUCUUCUCUCGUUUCUUGGCCACCAGGUGCCAGUGGGCCUUCUGAACCUCGGUGGAGCGGCUAUGGCCGCCGUGAACUUAGAGAUCCAGACCAGCGCCCAAUCCGGAGAAGAUCCUGAUCUCGAUACUACUCUUGGAACCCUCAUUCACUAUGGUUUGAUUGAACGGAUUUCAGAUGCCGAUCUCUUUCAGCACAGAUCGUCUUUGCGUCACUCUGAUAGCGAUCCUAAGGACGUGAAGCUUGUUUCCGAACUCUCAGAUUCCCUGACAGAGAGCAGUCAAGAAGGAUUUUUCUCCAUAUACCGGGGUGGAUCUGUGGUUGAUGUAGUCAAGAUCCAUAGUGUCGUGCAGGGGUUCUGUCGUGAUGAGCUCCGAAUCAAGGACGAGGAGAACAAAGGCAUCAUGAGCAAGAAUGACCCUGGUUUUUUCGAUACUUGGCUGAUUGUUGCCACUCGUUUUCUCAUUACGUCCUACGAUGCCGCUAUGGGACGAAUGGCUCAUUACGAAGACUGUGGCCUUGUCCGGGACUACCGAGAGUACGAAACUCACGCUUCACGACUGCUUGAGCUCUUUCCAAAGAAAGCAGCCAUCAAUCUCCAUCCACUGAUCGUUCGUGAAACACGAGAGACCUUGCGACGAUUGAUGAAGAUAAUAAGCAAAGAGAUAGAUAAUGUGUCUCCAAGCUCCUCGCAAUACUCUACACGGAAUCAAAAGUCGGUUUUCGACAGGUCAAGCAGCUCGUCAUCAUCCCUCCGCGAUUCAUCCGACGAAGGCCCAUCGCGCCGCUCUACCUUCAACUGGAGUGAUCUUGAAUCAUCUCGAGCGGGAACGCCUGAGCAUAUAGCUACACCACCUCCCCAGUUCAGAUUAGAGCUUUUCCCUCCACAUAUCUUCAGGCAAGCUGGAUACGAAUCUGAAGAAGGUUAUGAAACAGACGGGGAAGUUAAGACAGCCAUGUCGCAAACGAGCCAAGCCACGGAGAAACCUAACAAGACACCUCCCUCAUUCAGUCCUCCACAAACAGCCGGCUUAGCGGAGUGGCAUGUGGUCAAUCGACACUCAAAGCAAAGGUCAAAUCAAGAUACUCAAACAAAGAGGCGCAGCAAAGGCCCUCGUCGCUUUGUAGAUACCAAGUUAAAUACCCCACUGGUCAGACUGUCCUCCAUCCAAGGAAAGGGAUCAUCAAGCCGCACAACAUCUGCCGAAACGGGGGGCACUUUGAUGUCAGCUUCGGAGGCUGAACAAGCACUUGCUGCAGUGCGUCGGUCUAGCAAUUCCCAAGCGUCCGCUGACGUUCCGCAGCCUGCAAUCACCUCUCCACCAUCCAACAAAGAGAAUAUGCCAACGUAUGCGAAUGUGGCAACUCGACGGAGGUUAGAAGUAAAGUCUACGAUGAAGCGCCCGUCAUCAGUUCCCAUUUCGCAGGCUUCAGCCUAUUUGAAUGAUGACUUGCAGAUAAAACAUUCCACUGACUCGCUCGACAGCCAAGCGGGCUACGCCUUUACAUCUCCGCUAUACCAUGAUGUGUCUGAAGAUUUGAUCACCGAGCCCCUGAGUCGGUCAACCUACAGUGAGCCUGAGUUCAAUAAGUUCAGUCACCAUCACGGGGCAGAUUUACAUACCACGCCUGGAUCCCAGGCUCCCUCUCGGCGUGGCUCAGUGCCACAUCUGGAGGUGCCACGAAAUCUAUCUGCAAGCGUGCCAUUCCUCUUUCCAUAUCCACCGCCGCCCCCAUACGAUGAGAACAACUCCGUUUCUCUUCCAAACCGCAGAAAAUCGUCUCAAUUAACACCAGGCUCAAUAAAUUCCCCAGGGGCUCUUUCUUCCAUUGCUCAUCCAUCCGCAAUUAUGCCCAGAGCUUUGCCAUCAUAUAAUGCCAAAGUACACGUGGGGUCAGCCCCAGAGCGCUCAGUUCCCGAGCCGAUGUCGCGUGACUCUUCCGCCUACUCUUAUCAAUCGUGGGCCACAGAACCCGUGCGAUAUCCCCCGAGUUUCCAACAGGCCGAGAUGAUCCUAAAUCCACCAUUGAGCAUGCAAAAUCAACAGCAAAUGUUGACCGGGACUAGCUGGACCGAAUUACCUCUGGCAGGCAAUGCUGCUCUCCAGCCAGAUCCCAUCUCCCUCAGCCCGCCCGCGUCAUCGCACGGACACCUCGGCUCCAUGGAAGAGCGACUGGAGCAUCCUGACUCGGGCUGGAACCAGGAGAUCGAGCCAGUGCAGUUUUUGCAUUUUGGCGAGCACCGUGUUGAUGUACAAGAUGCACGACUCCGACUCCAUGAAUCGGCUCGGCUGUUGCAUCCGCGGCCCCACCAGUAUCAGCCGUACCAUCCCAACUUGUCGGGUCCUUUGAUUCAGCAUGAGGGACAAAUCUAUGCGCCGGCUUCGCGACUGGAGGCAUACGGGACUCGUGCGCGUAGUGGAAGCUCCCCUGUGCAACCUGACUAUGCUGGUUUGGAUGUGCGGUUCUCAUAA
Messenger RNA from Penicillium roqueforti, 3447 nucleotides. RefSeq lists its product as uncharacterized. Lineage: Eukaryota; Fungi; Ascomycota; Eurotiomycetes; Eurotiales; Aspergillaceae. The record is from RefSeq and is a predicted model, not a curated record. The coding region runs from base 1 to 3447 and encodes 1148 amino acids. Gene Ontology annotation, molecular function: ADP binding. The transcript has a single exon.